AAAACACUGAUCAUUUAUUGAACAGGAUGGAAUAAUUUCAGAAUUAAAGAACUUUCAGAAGUUUGGAUUCUGAAUGUGAGCAGAGUUUUUCUUUAAUUGUCACCCACUAUGUAAGUUGUUUGAAUGCAACUUUUUUCUAAAUGAACAGUUUUGAAGGAAAAGUUGUCGCCAUGAUCUUUAAUAUACAUUUAAUCACAGAAACUGCUUUUCUGCUAUCCUCCAGUCCAGGCGGUGGCGCUAAAGGCACAUAAAGUUAUUUACCGAGCAUCAAAUAUAGAAGAGAAGAAGAAGCAGUAAUGGCUGCCGGUGAGCAGUGAGGGCAGCAGGGUGAUCGGUGUCCGCAGCAUGGAGGCCUUCUAUCCGCGCGCUCAGGCUGAAGCUCCGCAGCAUCAUGUUUCCGGCGGAGGGAUCUACUAUCCCAGCUCAGAGCAGCCGAACCACACCCCUCCACCGUGGAUCCCUCCGUCCGCUAACUUCCCCGCACCUCCUCCAGGAGGAGCAGCAGCAGCUUUCGGAGGUUCUCGGUUUCCUCCUCCGUAUGGAUUCGGCCCCCCGCCGCCAUUCGGCUGCCCUCCACCUGGACACCUCCCGGGAAGCGCCCCUGCCCGGGCAGACUGCGGUGAUGGAGGGCUUCUCUACCGGGGCCCUCAGCACCUCCUCCAGGAGCGGAGCAGCGGCUGGGAACCAGAACCGGAGGAUGAGGAGGAGCUGCAGAGGAAGCAGGACCGCCGGUGGGUGGCCCGGUUAGUGGGGGGGAGAGGAGCCCGCGCGCCGCAGCGGCCUGAAGGAGGAUCCCUCCCCGCCUUCAGGGAGGCUCUGUACGGAGCAGCUGGGCUGCUCUCCCGGCUGCAGCAUCUCUGCGGCCUCCUGCAGGAGCUUCUGCAGGAGGCAGGAGGAGGCUGGGCGGAGUCCUACCAGAUGGCCCUGGAAGCAAAGACUGAGCUGCAGCAGGAGCUGCAGAGACUCUCUGACCCCCACAGAUUAAAUCAGCUGAAAGCUAAAGGGGCCCGCAUCGCCAGGAGGAGGGCCCGGAGCCUGAGGGCCAAGAAGGAGCUGCAGAUGGAGGAGAAACUAGCAGCAGAUCUGAGCUCUGAGAAGGAGGCCUCCAUAGAUAAAUGGAGGAGCAGACAGAUCCAGAAAGAAGAGGAGAAGAAGAAGGUAAUAGUUUCUAGUUUAGAGAUGUUAAUGAGGCAACAGGAACCAAACUACUGCCACCUAGAAAUAGCAGCUUCUGGAAGAUGUCUGGAUAAUGUUCUGUAUAUCGCUAUGGCCACCACCCCCCAUAAUAAAUAUUGUUUCCUGUGUUGUUCUUCCAGGAGGGACUGGGAUGCGUUUCUGGUUUCAGGAGAUCAUCCGGAUGGUUCCUCCGUUCCUCAGAACUGGGUCCUGCCAGACUCCCCAUCAGACCAAACCUGGGCCUCUGCCCUGCAGGCUGCUGAAGAUGACCUCUGACCCACAGAGCAGACGAGGACUUCACGCAGACACAGUGACACUCAUACUAUGUAUGGGCCUGACUGAAGAUUUUGUUUCAAAAAGUAUU
Messenger RNA from Cyprinodon variegatus (sheepshead minnow), 1540 nucleotides. RefSeq names its product programmed cell death protein 7-like (gene pdcd7). Lineage: Eukaryota; Metazoa; Chordata; Actinopteri; Cyprinodontiformes; Cyprinodontidae. The transcript has 3 exons. The record is from RefSeq and is a predicted model, not a curated record. The coding region runs from base 346 to 1452 and encodes 368 amino acids.